GAAGAUUUGACAUUUGACAUUGUUUUGUUGUUGGUUUAACAAUAAAUAAUCCAAUUGGCUAGUUUACCUGCAAGGUUUCUAUUGUUAAUUAGAAGUCCACCUAUACAAAAGAAUUCAAACGAAAUAACCAAAUUCAAGGCCGUUGAGUAAUUCGGACGUCUCAUAUAAUUUGUUUGUGUGGUUGUGGUCAAUGACCGCACGAAAGAUUUGACGAAUAGACAUGCAGAAGAUUCUGAGUCGUACAGGUUUUGACAGGUAUUUUUGAGUGUGCUUAGAGUAGUGUCGUUUUGUGUUUGCUCAAAAGGCGUGAUAUCGUCACUUUUGAUAACAAAUCGAUCAUACCAACGAUUUUUCCUUUAUUCAUUACGGAAAAAAUACUGUCUUUAAUGCUACCCCGAUGGCAAUCUUCACAAAUGUGGUACAAGAGUUUCGGGAAGAAAUUGAAGCUAACCUGACCCUCGACGAUGUAAUUGAUACGUUAAUUGCACAGAAGAUCAUCGACGAAAAACUCUACAUUGAAAUAUGGGGCAAUCAACAUAACCGCGUAAAGUACUUAUUGGAUAUCAUCGUCAAAGAUGGCAAGCGGUGCUCCACAUUCAUUCAAAUUCUGGGAACUGUGGCUCGCAUGAAGCACAUUUCCGAAUCGAUCAGUUCCAGCAUUGAAAAAAUACGAAAAGUUAUUGUGAUUGGCGGUUUUCCCGAAUUUUCCUUGAAUUAUGUUGUGAGAAAUUCAGUGGAGUGGACCAAAGUGGCUAAUACCAUCAAGGAUAGGGCGCUAGGUCUCGACCCUAAACUUGGCGGUAUUUUGGUAGUGUAUGGUUUGCCCGGUUUUGGUAAAUCAUGUUUAGUAAAUCAAGUUUUGCAAACUAAACGCUUUUUGGAAGUGUCUGGAAAUGCCAUGUUUUGGAUCAAUUUAGGAGAAUAUUCAGACACCACUGCCAUUAUUAAUCCCUUAUGGAAUUUGUAUUUGACUGCUGUUAAGCUAACUGAUUAUGUAGCUUUAAGUCAUAGGCCAGAUGACAUCAUUAUUUUGCAAAAUGAACUGAAAAGAUUGUUUUUGCACGAAAAUUUAGCCAAUUCGUAUAUCAUUCUUGAUGAUGUCAAAUCGCCAGAUGUUCUAAAUGCUUUUAAAUUAAGUUGUAAAACUAUUGUGACCACGCAGGAUAAAAAUGUGGCCAACAAUUCGGAGGCAUUUUUCAUUAAGGUUACGACAGGUUUUACUAAAAAAGAAUCAAUCGAAUUGUUACGAAAAUCUCUAGAAACUGACAAUCUCGCAAAUAGGGAAAAUCUAGCAAAUCGAAUACACGAGUUGUGCGAUGGUUGUCCCAUGUUGUUAAAUAUCAUAGGUUCAAUUUUAAAAGAUAGCCGCGAAGAAGCCUUGUCUACUGAUAUCAUCUGGAAAUCACUAAUCGAUGAAAUUAUCACAAACGAUUACUUGCAACACCCAACAACAAUGAAAGUGAUUCACAUGAUCCAAAGAUUCGUUACCUGCUUAGACCCCGAAGUUCAAAGGUGCUUCCACAGCUUGGCUGUUUUUCCCAAACAUGUCAACAUUCGACCGGAAAUACUCAUGAAAUUGUGGGACAAGACGUAUUAUGAAGUGAGACAAAUAAUGGUAGAGUUAGAAAACAAGUCUCUCAUCGUUUCCUUUUACAACAAAGAUCUCAAAUCGUACAUAUACAGUAUCCAUAGUUUAGUUCGCACGUAUUUAGUUGAAAAAGCGAAAAUCGACAUUAAAUACUACCACGAAAAACUGAUCUUGCAAUGUGAUGAAAUCAUCGACAAGUCACCGCCUGAUGACCCUAUUGCUAACUACAUUUUUGGCUAUUACGGGUAUCAUGCCAAAAACGCGCAACUUUACCACAAAUUCGAAAAAUAUUUCGAUUUAAGAUUCAUUGAGAACAAAAUAAAACGGGUCGGAUCGGCUGAUCUCCUGACUGAUUUCGAAAUAUACAGGGAUUUCAUCACAAAGAAGGAACCUCACUUGGAGCGCAAACUGAAAGACUACAUAAAGUUUGUGCACUCAUACAGCGCCCAUUUGCACAUUUCUCCCGAGACAAAUAUCGUGCAGUUUGCGUUUUUCAAUGACAAUAAUUACGUCUACGAAGAUGCAAAACAUAUCGCCAGCAAUAAUCCCGACCAACUGUACUUCAAAUUGGAGCCGUAUUCUGGUGGACAUAAGAAUUUUCCAGUUUUAAAGACGAAAAGUGUGGCAACUGCUACGUGUUUUGUCGAUUCGAAGGAGGUUCUCGUGGGCACAGCUAGCGGCAGCAUUGAAGUCAAGUCGUUCCGUCAAUACCAGCACAAAGUCCACCGCUUUGAAGGCCACUCUGACCAAGUCUUCAGCUUGCAAAUAAGUCCCGAUUCAAAAAGCUUUCUCUCAAUUUCCGUCGACCACACUGCCAAACUGUGGCGAUUUGUCGAAGAACUCGACCCUCAAUCGCCCAAACUGAAACAAACCAAUUGGAAAAACUUACAUUCCCCUGAUGAAAAUGCAAUCCCACACAAAACUUUCAAAAUUCAAGACGGCGACUACAUCACAUCUGCGGCUUUCCCUUAUGAUACAUGCGAUGAGAUAAUUACGGCUUCGAAUAAAGGAAAAAUUAUGAGAUGGAAUGUGAGAACUGCGUCAAUUGUGAGGGAAUCAUCGGCUUUAGGAUUGCCAAUUUCGCGGAUUUGCUAUGUUCACGAUAGUGAGCAGGUGAUUUUUGCGUACGAUGGCAAGGUGUAUUGCUAUGCCAGGGGGAAUUUGGUUUAUAAUGGACAGUUUGGGGUUUUGGAUGAUAUUACCGAUUUGGUUCUUAUUCCGAUUGUUUCGGAGUAUAGGGAAGUGGCUGUGAUUAGUGGAAGGAAGCUUGAGAUCUGGGAAUAUGUGAAGAAAGUCAAGAGAUUUAGUUUUGAAGCCCAAUCGAAUAUUACAGCUACUGUGAUCAAUGACGAAUACUUGGUUUUGGGCACGGCUGAGUACAUUUAUUUGUACGAUUAUAGGUGUCAGAAAAUUGAUCAAUACACAAACGAUCAUGGGGAACCCACCUCACUUUACAUCCUUCGGGAAAGCAUCGCUUUCAUUUGUCUCGAUAAGGAAAACGUACAACGAUGCGAAUUAUACUUCGAACCCUGCAGUAAACCUUUAGUCAAAGACCUGGCUCUCUUCAAUUGCUACUGGAAAGAGUCACAACCGAUUUAUUUCAUCGUUAAUAGUGCAAAUAAAAUCGAUAUAUUCUACGGUCAUUCAACAAUCCUGGCAGGAAUUGAUGAAAUCACCGAUAAAAUUAUUUCGUGUUCAUUCUCCCUCUGUGGAAAUUACCUGAUUUUGGGGACGGAGUCGGGGAAGUUGUACUUUUACAAUUACAAGAAGAAGAAAGUCACUUGUUUGAAAAUCUGCGAUGAGGAAAUAAAAUUGGUUAAGUGCUUCGAAUUCGAUGAAGUUGUUGAUUAUGACAGUGUUAGUGCUUGCGGAAUGGUUGUGGUUGCUUCUAGUUCAAAAAUCGUGAUAAUAGUUGAUAAUAGAGUGAAAUUGGAGCUUGAUAUUUUGGAUGAAUUGACCGACGUGUUGUACCUUCGGAACCGCUUGAUUGCGUUUGAUGUCAAAGGCCGGUUUUCAAUCGCCUGCUUAAGUGACGAUCAAUGUUUAGGCUGGAUUUCCACAAAGUAUAAAGACGUGGCUAUUGCUAGAAUUCACAAAGGGAAAAAUCUGCUAGCGAUUGCCUGCAAGGAAGGGAAUGGUUACGUUUUGCGAGUCCUUACAUUCGUUUCUGAUAAUCCUUUGACUCUGCAAUGUUUAUUUGAGGCGAAGUUGAACACGACUCCGACUUGCAUGAGCUUGAAUUCCAACGGCAAACUCGUCUCAGUUGGUGGUGAUAAUGGGGACAUAGAGGUGUUUUCGAUCGAAAACAACCAACAAGACUUGCUGCUUUUGCAUAAAAAGUCAGUCGAACAGCUUGUUUUCGCUCCCAAUUUCGAGUCGAUUCUUGUGAGUUUGGGGGAUCAGAUCGCUUGGUGGAACUUGAAUGAUUUUGGAAAAAAAAGUGAGAAAAUGAAUGGAAAUUCUGAGCAUUCCCACCAGUCUUUGGUGUUCAAUUUUGAUCCAUGGCAAGACAAGAAACUUCAUGACACUGUGCCUUAUUUGCUCACUAGUACAAAUUUACACGGAAAGAGGUUGCAGUACAUUUCUGCUUCGAAAGAUUUUCGAUCGUUUUUGAUCAUCGACAUCGACGGUAAUAUCUUCAAAAUGGAUAUUAUCGAUUCCUGACGAUUGUACUUAGUGAUAUAUUGAAAAUUGCUCAAAGGUGAUAACGUGUAGUGUACAUAUUAUUUUUUAUUUCGUUUUUUUGUGUUAAAAAUAGUUUUGUAUGUUGUCAAAAUCGUAGAAAUGUUUUAAAAUUAGGUGACAUUUUCAGCUUUGGUGUGCAAUUCUUACGUUGUCAUUGUUUAUUGUGACUGUUUUUUAUUCAUACUUAUUUUUUAUAUUCUUUAUUUACCUACACUAUUUUGGAUCGUAUAUAAUUUGUAUAUAAUUUUGUGUCAAGAUUCCUAAGAACAAGACUUAUUACCAUCUAUUCUAAUUAAUUAGUAAAAAAAUGUUUCAAUAUUUUGUAUGAAAGGUACAUGUAUACAUUUUGUUCAUUUCUAACGCCAAUCGUAGUGGAAUUAAUUACUUUCUUCAGUGUAAAUAAAUUCCAGUAUAGGUGUUACCGUAAUGUAGAAUCCGUCUGUUGCACAGAUUAUUUUUCUAGUCUCCUAUUUAUGUUACAUGUGCUAUAUAUUAUAAAUAAAAACGCAGACAUAAAAA
Tribolium castaneum (red flour beetle) is the source of this 4792-nucleotide messenger RNA. It is a transcript of the gene Dark, whose product is annotated as Death-associated APAF1-related killer. Gene Ontology annotation, molecular function: ADP binding; protein binding. The transcript is spliced from 14 exons. Bases 398 to 4252 code for a protein of 1284 amino acids. Lineage: Eukaryota; Metazoa; Arthropoda; Insecta; Coleoptera; Tenebrionidae. The record is from RefSeq and is a predicted model, not a curated record.